GGCUUCUUCAUAUAAUAAUGGUUGUGUCUUUCUCACAGAGGCCACCCUUUUCCCAUUUGGAGCUGAGGUUGGAGACACUGAAGUUAAAAUAGACUCAGAAGAUGGAAACUCUCCAUACAUCUCUCCACCAACAGGGUUUCCGUUCAUGGGGAAAACAUUCGACAGGGUGUUUUUUUCUGACAAUGGCCUGGUCCAGUUUCAGUCGCUGUCAGAGAAUGAGCAGUUUCUCCUUCCAUCUCCUUCUGCUGGUGGUUUUCCUGAUGACCUGAAGGGGGCGAUGUUGGCUGCAUUUUGGGACGAUGUGAACCUGACCCAAGGAGUAGGGAAGCUGCAUUAUAAGGAAUACAACAAAAGCGAUGUGUCAGAUGUUUUCUCGCAAAUAGUUUUCAAUCGAACAGCAGAUGAAGUGACAAAGUUUGAGGCCGAGAACAGCAGGCCUGCCUUCACGCCAGCAUGGAUCCUCAAGAUCACCUGGGACAGAGUGAUGCCUGUUUCCUACCAAAAAGUCAACUUGUCAGAGACCAACACAUUCCAGUGCAUCCUGACCACGGACGCAGCUCGCUCCUUCGCCCUCCUGCGAUACGGGGACAUGAGCUGGGGUCCCGGACUGAGGAAAUAUCACAACGCUUUAAUUGGCUACACAGAUGGAAAAACCUCCUUCAUGGAGUCCACUGUCCCCACAGACAACCUUUUUGGGCCGGGGGGCCGGUACAGACCUCAGGAAAAGAAGGGAACUCUGGGAAAAUUAGGCCAGCUGGUAUACAAUCUAACUUGGGCAAAUGGGUCGAACGCCGACCCUCAAAUGAAGUGCCGGAUGUGGGCCGUGAAGGAGCCCGCUCCUGCGAUGUGGACUGAGCUGCUGCCCGGCUGUCCCUGCACGCGCUCCCAGGCUCUGGAGGACCAGUCCUUCGUGCAGGACGUCACUGAUCCAGAUCCAACAGUACAGAAGCUGAGGGCUCAGCGGUGGGGGGGUGAAGGGCCGGUCUUCAGGUCACUCCUGUCCAACAGAUUCGGAGCAGGGAAGAGGUGUGUGUACGACCUGGAGGGCCCCCUGCUGGCUGGAUACAACGAACGCUACUACUCCCAGGAGAGCUUGCAGAAACACAUCGAUGAAGACCUCCUGCCGUUUCAGUCGUGCUGCAUUGAGUCUCCUCUGUGCGAGCUUUACCUCAAGAAGAGGCCUUUGGAUCGUUGUCAGGGUUACAGCUGGAAUGGUCCAUCUGGAUCCAGCCAGUCUAAGACUGCGGCACCAGGAACUGCCAUGGUGUACGGCAGCCUCCACUUCAUCACCUUUGACGGGACCAAGUACUGCUUCAUGGCUCUUGGCGAGUUUGUCAUCUUACGCCUCUCAUCCAGCUCCGGCUCCAACGUCUUCACCCUUCAGGGGCAGAUGGACACGCUCUACACAAACACGGGGAAACGGUUGGACGUCCCCGUGGUGGUGCGCAUGGCAGCCUUCCACCAAAGCUUUGGCAAGAUUGAGUGGAGAUGUUCAGACAAAGACAAUGGACUGCAGGUUUUUGUGGAUAAUUCCGAAAUCACCGUCAAAGUCGGUGUCAUAUAUUUGAGUAAGAAGAACUUCGCAGUGCGCUGCCCCUCCUUAGAUACAUGUGCAGCGGUCUAUGACGGCGGUCUCCACGUGGUCGUGUGGCGAAACGAUAGCUACAGACAGCUGGGAGCCAUGAUGGAGGUCCCUCAGACCUUCUACAACCGCACUCUGGGUUUGGUGGGUCUCUGGAGCUCCAGCGGCGCUGACGAUUUCCUCAUGUCAGACGGGAAGAUCCUUCGCCCCAAAGACUCCAAGCCACUGACGGAGGAGGAGAUCCAUCCGUUUGGUUUGUCCUGGGCGGUACCAGGACCAGAGAGUCUCUUGUUCUCCUCACCUCCUAAGGUUCCUCAGGUGUUCCCCUCCACCCUUGACCUGAUGGCUAGCUCCGGUCCUUCUAGAAUCAAUGAGGUGACGAGGGUCUGUGAGAACAAUGAGGCGUGCGUCCAUGACACGCUGGCGUCCAACAUGUCCGACCUGGGUCUGCUGGCUCUGAGCGCUGAGAAACGCUUUCAGAGUCUCGCCGUCCUCUUUGGUAACAUGCCUCCUUUAGUGACCGGGCCCGUCGUGAUCCAGGCCAAGCUCAAGUCUCGGGUUAAUGUUCAAGUUGUGGCUGAGGACCCCAACAGCGACCCCAUCACUUACUCACUGCUCUCCCCCUGGCCUCUGGGAGCUGCUAUUGGUGAAGUCACCGGAUCCCUCACAUGGAUGCCGCUCAGCACGCAGCCGGUCCAGCUGACCAUAAAGGUCAGUGACAGUCUGAGAGCCAGCUCCUUCUUCACCCCCAUCCUGCGCGUCUGCAGCUGCCUCAACGGGGGCACCUGUCUGCACGAGAGCGUCAAUGAAAACCACCUGCAGGGAAAGUUCCAGGUUGUGGGGUGUCUCUGCCCAAAGGGAUUCGGAGGGAAGUUCUGUGAGAAUACCACAGACGUGUGUCGAGGCAAACCCUGUUUUCCAGCGGUGCCGUGUAAUUCCAGUUCUGAGCCGGGACAGUUUACCUGUGGAGAAUGUCCUGACAACACCUUCUCCAACGGCAAAGAGGGAUACAAAUGCUUUGAACGCGACAUGUGCAGUCCGCCGUUCUUCCCCUGCCACAAAGAUGCUGAAUGUCAGAGCAUAAAGUCAAACUACAGCUGCACGUGUAAGCCAGGCUUUACUGGGGACGGCUACAACUGCACAGAUAUAGAUGAGUGUGCGGCAUUCAUGGCCUGCCCGAACGCCAAAUAUGAUUGCAAGAACACGGCCGGCUCAUUUGAAUGUGUCUGCAGAUAUCAAAACAGCAUGGACAGAGACGGAUGUGGUGACUUAUCUAAUCCUCCAGGAUAUAACCUGUUCAACGUCUCUGUGCUCUGGAGGACGGACACAGGUGACAAACUCAAACAGCUGGAUGAGAUUCUCAGAACGGGCUUCACAAACAAAUUCUACAACAUCAGUAGGAAAGAUGGAGAGAACCCGUCCCAAACCGGCAAGGAGGAGUUUUGGGUCGCUGUGUCCAGUGACACCCCCCACUGGUACAUCAGAGACUAUCUGUCCCGAGUCAGCAACUAUUGUGACAUCAAGGCAGUGGAAGUUGAUGAUUUGGAUGAGUGCAAAGCCAAGAUACAGCCAUGUGCCUCCCCUGCACUGUGUUUCAACACCUACGGGAGCUACCGGUGUAUCUGCAACGGCAGCACUGAUGUGGAGGAAAGCCAGUCCUGUGUGAUCGACACGGGGAAGGUCUUCCAACAGAACGUGGACAUCAUUCUGGCUCUGGUUCUGGGCAUCGGCAUCCCUCUGCUUCUGCUUCUGCUUCUUGCAGUUCUGGCCUGUUUUUGCUGCCGCAAGAAAACCGUGACUGGAGACCUCCCCAACUCGUCCCCAGACUACCUGCAAAACCCUCCACCCUUUAAUUUCUUCGACCCCUCGUUGCAGUACAUGACCCACAGCAGCACUCGCAUUAUAGACCACAUCACACCCCGGCAGCGCCUCAGAUAACGCACAGCGCAGGACGGCGUGGAGCA
Messenger RNA from Oryzias melastigma (Indian medaka), 3546 nucleotides. RefSeq names its product mucin-like protein. The transcript has 20 exons. The record is from RefSeq and is a predicted model, not a curated record. Bases 146 to 3520 code for a protein of 1124 amino acids. Gene Ontology annotation, biological process: cell-matrix adhesion. Lineage: Eukaryota; Metazoa; Chordata; Actinopteri; Beloniformes; Adrianichthyidae. Gene Ontology annotation, molecular function: calcium ion binding.